AUGUCAUAUCCUCUUGAUUCAUCCUAUGGUUAUUCAUCAGGUGAUGAUUCUUUUUCUUAUAUUUCAGAUCAAUAUUAUUGUCCUGUUCAGAAUCCUGUUCCUCAACCGCCUCCUGUUGGCUAUUGUACUUUUCAACAACCAUAUCCAUAUUAUUAUCCAAUUACGAUACCUCAACAACAAGUUCGUCCAGAAAAAACUCGUCGUUUUUCUCCGGAACAAAUUCAAAUUCUUGAAGAACAUUUUUAUAAAGUAGAUAAAUAUGUAUCAAAAACUACAAUCGAUGAUCUUUCAACUCGAACUCAAUUAACGCCAGCUCAGAUUCGUGUUUGGUUUAAUAAUAAACGUACAAGAGAACGUUAA
This is a messenger RNA of Adineta steineri, 360 nucleotides long. The record is from the annotation of a GenBank genome assembly. NCBI's taxonomy places the organism in Eukaryota, Metazoa, Rotifera, Eurotatoria, Adinetida, Adinetidae.